GAAAAAAAAAAAAAAAGAACGUGGUUUCCGACUUUCCGUUGGUGCGAUCGAGCAGCAGUUGGCAGUUGAGGAAGUGAGGGAGGAAAACACAGAAAAAGAUUCAUUAAACCGUUCCAAAUGCAAAAGCAGAUAGCGAUUUGGAGUGAUAGAAAGUUGAACAAACCCUAAUUGAUUAAUCGAAGUGAGAAUUUGCGUGAGUUGAGAAAUCCAUUGAAUGGAUGCGAAGGAUAUACUGGGAUUGCCCAAGAACUCAUUCCCAGCUUUGGAGAAGAAAUCUCGUCCUCACAAAGAAUCUCACAGAAAACCCGAUGGAAUUUCCCGCGAGGUUUAUGCUCUCACUGGUGGAGUGCCACCUCUUAUGCCUUCACUUGAUUCUUCUCAAUUGAAGAAAAAACCUCCCUCUCACGAAAAGAUCACUUGGCAAUGGCUUCCUUUCACGAACUCAGCCCGUAAAGACAAUCUUCAACUUUAUCAUUGGGUUCGAGUGGUCAACGGUGUUCCACCUACAGGGGACUAUUCUUUUGCCAAGUAUAACAAGUCUGUUGAUGUUGUUAAAUACACGGACGAAGAGUAUGACAAGUAUUUGACAGAUCCUAUGUGGACCAAGGAGGAGACAAAUCAACUGUUUGAGUUGUGUGAGAGGUUUGAUCUGCGAUUUAUUAUAAUAGCUGAUAGGUUCCCAUCUUCUCGUACUGUAGAGGAAUUAAAGGAUCGAUAUUAUAGCGUAUCCCGGGCUAUAUUGAUUGCUAGAGCUUCAUCUACUGGGGAUGUUGCAACACAUCCACUUGUUAAGGAACCAUAUAAUGUUUCACAAGAGAUCGAACGAAAACGAGCACUAUCCAUGGUCCUCUCUCAAACAAGGCAACAAGAGCGAAGAGAUGAGGAGGUUCUUGUUGAAGCAAAACGGAUAGCUGAGUUACGUAUGCCUGCUAAGGCUGUCGAAGAAUCCCAGUUGGCUCCUUCAAAUGCUGGUGCAGAAGUUACAGGGAGGGCUGUCCCUGGUGAAACUGCGACUCCAUCAAAUGCACAACUUCCAUCAAUCACGUUUCCUGAUAAUGCAUCUACUCUAGCUUCUCUUCGCAUACUUCGUGUAUAUUUGAGGACGUAUGCACUUGACCAAAUGGUGCAAGCUACAAGCUCAUCUGCUGGGCCGCGGACUGUCAAACGGAUUGAACAAACUUUGCUAGAUCUUGGGGUCAAUUUGAAACCAAGGGUUCCAACUAAAGCUGUAUGUGCUGAGCAUCUUGAACUAAGAAAAGAAAUGUUAACUUUGCUGAAUCUUCAGAAACAGGUGCAAUACAAAGAGGCUGAAGGUUCGCCUUUUCGUGAUGGGUCAUACAAUGAAGCACCAGGCACACCAAAGGACUGGACGUUUAUUCCAGACACAAUGAAUUUCGGAGGUGAAAGGGUUAGCAAAAAGGACCAAAAGCGCAAGGGACAUGGACAUCCAUCGUCAUCAGCUCAUAAAAGACCUAGAAAAAAGGCCUCGGAGUUUUAGUUUCACUUGUAACUAGUGGCAACAGGGAAAAGGUUGAUUCAGUAUGCAGAACUCCUUUAAUUAUGAACCUUGCAGAAAGCUGCAUUGAACUCUAAGCGCCUGCAAAUUCUGAUCGCUAGAGUUUUAUUCCAUUUGGAAUUCAGUGCAAAGUGGAACAUUGAAAUCCCUCUGAUGAGUGGAAUGUCACAUCUACACCAUGUUUGGCCUUACGAAGAAGCUGAAUUAAAAAAAAAAAAAAUUGUAAAGCUUUGUUAAGGUAACCUGGUGUUUGAGGGAAGGAGUUCCUUAUAAGAAUGCGCUGUGAGUAAAUAAGUUUAGAUAUGGGCAUUCUAGUUCUAGAUGUCUUGGUUUAUCUUGGUAUAAGCCCAUAUUAGGAAUUUGGGAUGUGGAUAUUGGUAUGUUUUGGGAAAAAAAUUUUAUAUAAAUAAAUUAAAUAUUUUAUUUA
Arachis ipaensis is the source of this 1943-nucleotide messenger RNA. RefSeq names its product SWR1-complex protein 4. The record is from RefSeq and is a predicted model, not a curated record. Gene Ontology annotation, cellular component: NuA4 histone acetyltransferase complex; nucleus; Swr1 complex. Gene Ontology annotation, molecular function: transcription corepressor activity. Lineage: Eukaryota; Viridiplantae; Streptophyta; Magnoliopsida; Fabales; Fabaceae. Gene Ontology annotation, biological process: chromatin remodeling; negative regulation of transcription by RNA polymerase II; DNA repair.